CGAAGCGCCGCUCAUGAUAUAAAUAUUUAUUUACGCUUGCCGCCGUAUCCCCUCCACAUGCCGUAAAAUGCCGUAAACGGGCUAGCUUAGCUAGCUAGAAGCUAGAAAUGGCAUCACUGCGCUGAUCACUGCUCCACACUGCUCGUAUUUCGCAACGUUCGCGACAAGACAACGGUGAUCAUGGUGAGCGCGAGCAGUGUCGUGGCGCAUCUCGUAAAAUUGCUGGUGACUGCAAUGUGUAUGGGACAUCUCGCUGAGCCCUACCGGGUGAAAGCCCUGCCGAUCACGUGGUCCUUGCGUGCCUUUCGAAUCCUCUUCAUGCACUCGAUUUUGGGAAUCUUCAGAUUUGGAGUGCCAUUUACUUCAUCAUCGACACCUACAGCAAGAUGCUUCCGAAGUUUUUACGAUUGGUUUUCCAGUGUCAUUGAAAUUGUUCCUUUGGCAUUGCUGACAUCUGGUAUAUUAAGCGCAUAUCAGAUUGAUGAAAACAUUCGUACGUUAUUAUUGUUUCUUGGUACAAUACCAGUAUUUUUUCCAUUAGCGAUAAAACAGAAGGAAAGCCAAAUCAGGAAACUGCGUUUCUUGACUAAUAUUACUGUCGUGCUGCAGAUUUUAGCGAUAAUGAUACUCGGCUUAAAAAAUGGCAAUUACAAUGUCAUUAGUUUAGUUGUUUCCUAUACUUUUGAACGGUUUUUUGUGGAAGAAUUUUGUUAUCGAUACAGUAUUCCGUAUACCGAUCUGAUGCAGUAUUGCAUAUGCUUUGUGGAAGUUUUUACGGUAUCAACGCUGAAGGAAUUAUAAAAAAAAUAGGAGAUUUUAAUUUACCUGUUUGCCUGUCAUCUAUUUAAGGCAACUGUUAUACAAAAUUUAAGGCUCUUGAUUAGAUGUUGCGGCCACAUUGUCUUAAACGUGAAGUGAAAAUAUACAGCUUAUUUUCACUUCAUAUGUCAUUUACUGACAACUACUUAUUGACUGUCAAAGAGAGAUAAGGAUAACUCUGGUCUAUUUUUACAAAUACUUUAAAAUCAUCACAUUAUUUUGUUUCAUCUAAAUUCUCUUUACAAAUGGUAUGCAAAAAAUUCGACAUAUCAUUUCUCGCUUAUGACGUCACAUUUCAAUAUGACCGCGGCACCGGAAUCAGAAGGCUUAACAAAUUAUAUUUGAUUAUAUUUGAUACAAAGAAUGUCAAUUUUUAAGAUAUAAUAUAAAAAAUCUACGCCUUUUGUUAUAAUAUUAAUCUUGCAACAAUUGUUCGAUAAUAGCUGACACUAUAAUAUACAUAUAACAUUGAUUUUGCUAUCAAUUUAUAAAUUAACAAGUCUUAAUAAUGUUUAGGGGAGAGUGGUGUAAAUCGGACCGUGUUUCAAAUAGGACCUUUUUAAUUUAAAUGAAUACGAUUAAGCAGAUUUGCAUAC
Messenger RNA from Trachymyrmex cornetzi, 1415 nucleotides. RefSeq lists its product as uncharacterized. The transcript is spliced from 3 exons. The coding region runs from base 181 to 801 and encodes 206 amino acids. The record is from RefSeq and is a predicted model, not a curated record. Lineage: Eukaryota; Metazoa; Arthropoda; Insecta; Hymenoptera; Formicidae.